UAAAAAUGGAGUAACCAUUUGCUCCCCUCUGCCCAAAACAGCAACCAAUUCCAACCUGCUAAAACACCUUUGCCUCUUGCCUGUAGCACUAGUGUGUAUGUGUGUACGUGGAGCUGUCCAAACUCCGAAAAACAGCUCAAUAUUGCCGUAACCAGGGGGCAGAAAAUCAGGGGGCAGAAGAAAUGCAGAAUUCCACGGGGGUGCGAGUCAAGGAACACGGAAUUCCGUGAAACUGAAUCGGACGGUUUCUUAACGAAGAGAAACGGGAUCGUCCUUGACAUUGCCAACCAGCAGCCCGUUCCAUUGGAAAUGAAAGCCUUCAACGACAUAUCGCGGGCGCUCUCGGAGAGCAAGCUCGCCAUCGGGCUGUUCGCCGGCCUCUUCCUGUCGCUGGUGAUCUUCUUCUCCGCGUCGCCGCAGUUCGGUGCCAACGUUUUCUUGCCGGGGUCGCUAGAAAAUGGAGGUGAAGGUUCGCCGGUGGAGGAGAAGAAUGAUCAUGCACCACCGCCAGAGCCAGCCAAUAGGACAACAGAGUCUCCAGCAGUCACAAAGCAGGCCCAUGAAAAAGAACCGACCAAAUCUCCUACAAAUUUCACAGGUGCAGAAAUUGCACCAAGCUCUGUUUCCCCCCCUCUGAAGCCAAUUUGCGACCUUUCCGACUGGCGGUAUGACGGCUGCGAGAUGUGGGGUGACGCACGUACGGCGAGUGGCACAAACAGGUCGCUUGUCUACUUCAUCCCGCCGCCGUCACAGCUCGCCGCCGCGGAGGCCGCCACCUGGAGCAUUCGCUCGCAGUCCCGCAAGAUCGUCGGCGUCCGCGAGGUCAUCGUCAGGUCCCUCAACCAGUCCAACCUCCAAGAGGCGCCUAACUGCACGGUCCAGCGGAGCGUGCCUGCUGUGGUCUUCGCACUCGGCGGCCUGACGUUCAACUUCUGGCACGCCUUCAGUGACGUGCUGGUCCCGCUCUUCACGACGGCCCGAGCCUUCGGCGGCGAGGUCGAUCUCGUCGCCACUGACACCCAGGUCUGGUUCAUCAGGAAGUACCAGCGCGUCCUGCGGGCGCUGUCGCGGUACGAGGUGGUCGAGCUCGACACCGACAGGGAGGUGCGUUGCUACCCUCACCUCAUCGUCGGCCUCCGUGGCCACCGCGAUUUUGACAUCGACCCGGCGCGCGCCCCGAACAACUACGACAUGCUCGCCUUCCGCAUGUUCGUCCGGGAGGCCUACUCCCUGCCGCCACCAAGCACCGUGCUUCCUAGCAAAUCUGGCGGCACAAAGCCCCGGCUCAUGAUCAUCCUCCGCGGUGGGACGAGACGGUUCGUGAACGCGGACGCCAUCGUCGGCGAGAUCGAGCGCGCAGGGUUCGACGUGGUACGCAUGGAGCCAACGUUCGCGGCGGACAUGGACUCGGUCUCGCGAGAGGUGGACGCGUGCGACGUGCUCAUGGGCGCGCACGGCGCCGGGCUGACGAACAUGGUGUUCCUGCGCACGGGCGGCGUGGUGGUACAGGUCAUCCCGUGGGGGAAGAUGGAGCCCUACGGCGAGGGCUUCUUCGGCGCACCGGCGGGGCACAUGGGCAUCCGGCAUAUCUCGUACAGUAUCGCCGCCGAGGAGAGCACGCUGUACGACAAGUACGGUAAGGACCACCCCGUCAUCACGGAUCCCUAUGUGUUCUACAAGAACGGCUCCAAUGGGGAGAUAUACUGGGGGCAGCAGAACAUCCGUCUCAACACCACAAGGUUCUUGCCGACGCUUGCGAUGGUCAAGCGGCUGCUGCAAGAGUGACCUGCUGCUCAUUCUUGAUGUUGCAUUGUUUAGCAGAUGCAGAGAUUAUUGCUGAAACCGAAUGGCACGUUAAGCUGUUUUUUGAACAAGGUUAUGUACUUGUACCGUAAAAAGCAAUUGUUUCGUUCUUGUUUGCACCCAAAAUAUUUUAGCAUCUCAGGAUAUGUUAUCUUACAUUCUCGAUUCUUAACAAUUGUUA
Messenger RNA from Phragmites australis (common reed), 1984 nucleotides. RefSeq names its product alpha-1,3-arabinosyltransferase XAT3-like. Gene Ontology annotation, molecular function: glycosyltransferase activity. The record is from RefSeq and is a predicted model, not a curated record. The transcript is spliced from 4 exons. Lineage: Eukaryota; Viridiplantae; Streptophyta; Magnoliopsida; Poales; Poaceae. The coding region runs from base 310 to 1785 and encodes 491 amino acids.